UGGGUCGCAUUUAAAAACUCCUCAACCAGUGUACGCCACAGCUGACCUCUAGUAGUUGUCUGUGGUCCAUCGUAGAGCACGCACGCGCAUUACAACAACAAUCAUAAUGAAGUUGGUCCUGUGUGCCCUCUCGGCACUGUUCCUGUGCGCGUACGCACGCUCCACCACUUACCAGCAGCCGAUAUCGCCGCAAAUCACAUCUCUUACUGAUAAGGAUGCCAGAAGUAAAGCGAGAGUGCAUCCCGCUUUCGCCAAUGCUGGACGUCAGGCAGGAGUAGAGGUCUGGAGGAUCGAGAACUUCGAGCCCGUCGCUGUUGCGCAGAAGGACUACGGCAAAUUCCACAAGGGAGAUUCCUACAUCGUGUUGAAGACAACUGCAGACAAAAGGAACAACCUAUCCUGGGACAUAUACUAUUGGAUUGGCAGCGAGACGUCGCAGGACGAAGCUGGCGCGGCCGCCAUUUUGACAGUCGGACUCGAUGAUAAAUUUAAUGGAGCAGCUGUACAACACAGAGAGGCUUUGGGCUACGAGAGUGCGCAGUUCAAACAAUGCUUCCCGUCUGGUAUCCAAUAUAAGGACGGCGGAGUGGCUUCAGGGUUCAACCACGUUGUCACCAACGCUGGAGCUGAAAAACGCAUGUUUCAGGUCAAAGGCAAGAGAAAUGUUCGCGUCAGGCAGGUGGACCCUCUGAUCUCCUCUAUGAACAAAGGAGACGUCUUCAUUCUGGAUAAGGACCAGGACAUUCUCGUGUUUGUGGGAGAAAAAGCCAGGAACGUGGAGAAGCUGAAGGCCAUCUCAGUCGCCAAUCAGAUCAGAGACCAGGAUCAUAACGGCAGGGGACGCGUCGACAUAAUUGACCAGUACUCCAGCGACGUGGACACUCAGAAAUUCUUCACAACCUUGGGAUCCGGUACCAGAGACAUCGUGCCGAAAGAAAGCGCGGGGGGAGAUGACCAGGAGUUCGAAAGGAAUGAGGAAAAUUCAGUGAUCCUCUCUGAGGUAUCCGACAACGGAGGCAAGGUGAAGGUCAACGCUCUGAGCAGACCUUUCCGCCAGGAGCAACUGAAACCCCAGGAGAGUUAUAUCCUUGACACGAUCAGCGGUAACAUCUACGUGUGGAUCGGCAAACAAUCUACUGACAGGGAAAAGAGCGAAGCGAUGGCGAAAGCCCAACAAACUCUGAGCUCCAAAAAUUAUCCUAGCUGGGUAAAGGUGACCAGGGUACUCCAGGGUACCGAGCCGGCUGCCUUCAAACAAUACUUUUCGACCUGGCGCGACGUCGGCAUGUCACACUCCCGCCUGGUCUAGAUUUAAGUUUCAGGUUCGUUGACCCAUUGCAUCAGUGCCAAAAAUUACUUCACGACUUAAUUUUUUAUACAAAUAAAUAAAAUGUAAUCUUGU
Molecule: messenger RNA, 1402 nt
Organism: Manduca sexta (tobacco hornworm)
Lineage: Eukaryota; Metazoa; Arthropoda; Insecta; Lepidoptera; Sphingidae
Product: gelsolin
Exons: 13
Coding region: 107-1309 (400 amino acids)
Biological process (GO): actin polymerization or depolymerization; actin filament severing; barbed-end actin filament capping
Cellular component (GO): cytoplasm; actin cytoskeleton
Molecular function (GO): actin filament binding; phosphatidylinositol-4,5-bisphosphate binding
Source: RefSeq, a predicted model, not a curated record